This is a messenger RNA of Homalodisca vitripennis (glassy-winged sharpshooter), 2121 nucleotides long. Its product is annotated as G-protein coupled receptor Mth2-like. Gene Ontology annotation, molecular function: G protein-coupled receptor activity. The record is from RefSeq and is a predicted model, not a curated record. The transcript is spliced from 5 exons. Lineage: Eukaryota; Metazoa; Arthropoda; Insecta; Hemiptera; Cicadellidae. Gene Ontology annotation, biological process: G protein-coupled receptor signaling pathway; cell surface receptor signaling pathway. The coding region runs from base 39 to 1616 and encodes 525 amino acids. Gene Ontology annotation, cellular component: membrane.
UCGCGAGGUUCCCAGACAGUGGGAACCGUGCUGUAGUCAUGGCACUUCCACCGGCGAGCGCAGUUUUCCUCAAGCACCUCCAACGUUUUCCCAUCAGAGGUAUUAUUGUGGUCCUGUACGUGGCUGCAGACCUGGGCGUCAACUGGUAUCUGAGGGACGACCCUCCGGUGAGCGACCGGUGUUCCUCCGAUUACCCCGAAUUCGGGGAGAGUCUGGAGAGCCCCCUGGUGGCGAGUGACGGGAGUGUGACGGACGACCUGGGUCGCACAUUUCCACCGGGGCAGUUCUGGUCGGAGGACGACACCGUGUACGGAUGUCCUUGCAGCGGCGACAAGCCCUGCAUCAGAAAGUGCUGCAGGGAAUACCAAUCCUACAACUACAGCUACUCCUGCGUGGACAGUGACUACGGGUUCACCGACCUCCUGGAAGUUGUCAAAGUUACCGAUGACGAAUUGAAGUACGUGAAUGUCACCGAAGACCACUUCUCGGUGUUGUCGAGUGAGUGCGAAGUCCCCCACAGACUUCCAGCGCCGUACACCUUGAAGUACCUGAACCCCACGGAAGACGGGACUGUGCUAAACGUUCUCUUCGGGAGUGUUUUCGACCAAUCGGAAUACUGCCUAGAAACAUUUGUAGAGGGAACAGUAGAGGGAGAGAGUGAGGUGUUUGUCGUCAUAUGUCUGCCGACUCCGGAGGUGAGAGAAUUCAGGGACCGCCGUCUGUGGCAGAGGAACCUCGUCUUCUACGUCCUCAGGGUGAUGUCCGCUACCAUCAACCUCGUGACCCUUGCGGUGUUUUGCCUGCUGCCACAACUGCGUGGUGGAUGCGGCAAGUCUAUCAUGUGUUAUCUAAUAGCGAGGAUCUAUUGUUCUCUUGAUGAUGCUAUCGUGACGACCAAGGUCAUCCCCACUGAAGACCGCCUCACCUGCCUUAUCGCAAGUCCCUUGGCGCUUUUCUCAGCCUUAUCGUCUCGCGCAUGGCAACUCGUGAUCGCCUACCAGAUCUGGUCGGCCUUCAGACCAGGAUCCUCCAGAGCUAGUGACCAUGGAAGCACGAGACAGUUCCUGGUGUACUCGGCCGUGGCAUGGGGCACUCCACUCGCUACAGCCCUAGUAGCUCUGGCAGCCGAUCAGAUAUCUGGGGCCCCAGACUUUCUUGCACCUAGGUUUGCUCAGGAGCAGUGCUGGUUUAACAGUCACGAUGCCCACUUCUUCUACUACUUGGUGCCGUACUACGCUGUGGAGCUGCUGGUUAUAGUGUUGUGCGUAGCUACGCUCUGGCACCUUCGCACUUCCAGGAUCGGCUCCGAGGCUCUUCAGAAUGCCGAGAGUCGCAGUCACAACGCUAAGGAUAUCAAGUGGUCUAGGCUCUACGCCAAGACUGCUCUGGUGAUGGGGGUUAACUACGCGCUGCUGCCUCUAGUCGUGAUACUCAACCAGUACUACCCGCUGUCUCGCUUUAUCAACAUCAGCAUCCUGAACAUCGACGAUAUCAGGGGCGCUGAGAUAUUCCUGAUCUUUGUGCUGAAGCGGGAGACGUUGUCGGAGUUAGCUCAGAGGUUGUCCUGGUGUCAGCGUACUCAGCCUUCACGGCCUGUGGCUAAGACACAACUGUAACAACCACGUCCUAUCCCUACAGCACAUAUUGGGGUGUUUACAACUCCCAGUUGUGUAGAAUGAAGCAAAUUUUGGUUUUUAGCUUAGCAUUCGUGCUGGCUGGUUUAGUACUUUUCCAUUACAUUAUUGGCUUUUUGAUCAGCUACUAAUCAAUAGGUAUUGAAGUUAUGUUUUUAUAUUGUUGUGAAUAUUUUCGGCCACUAGGGUGCUGUCAACAACUCAGAUAUGCGUUCAUGAGAAUCUUUAUUAUGUCAUAUCAAGGUGAAUAUUUGAAGUUUUUAUGUUGUAAAUAUGAAGUAAAUGGUUCAUUUGACGGAGAAGGACAUUAGGAGCAAUACCAGUCCACAACCGUGAAUAUGUUUCUAAAUUAUUUUCUACCUCCCUUUUGGAAAAAAGAAGUAAAAUAAACGCGUAUGUCACUAGACAGCUAAAACUUAAAGUAUUUUAAUACAUAUCGGAAACGAUUUGAAUGUUCUACUUGUUAAUAAAGAAGUUUAAAUAGAAA